UAAAGAAAAAACAGAUGUAUUUCCAGCUAUUGCCCUAUAUAUAAAACUAUAAAUUAUCCUCUCUUUUCUCUUUUUCCGUUUUUGUAAAAGCCAUUACUUCUGGAUUUCCAUUUACUGUUCCCCUUUCCUUCUCUCUCUCCUCUUUUCUCUCUCUCUACUCGACGGAAAAUCUCUUCAUCUCGCCGGCAAACCACUUUUCCGUUCACCGGUGAAUAACAAACUUGGCGGAUAAUUCAACCGCACUCGCUCUUCGGAUGGCGUUUUCGAGUAACUGAGUUAACUCGGUUGGUGUAAUCGCUCUGAUCUCCGAGUUUGUCUCGUUUUGUGCAGUGUUAAGGGAAUGUGGCGAGUCUAAGGCUGUUUUUCUGUCUUAUUUCGCCCUAGAUCCUGAUCUAGGGCUUAACUGACGGUCAUAUUGUUGUUUUUGGCUAUUGUUUUGGUUAUAUUUUUUCUCCAAAAGUAAAUAAAGACGAAGAACUGUAAGGAAAAGCUUCGUAAUGAGAUGGUGGAAGGGAGAGUUUGCAUGUCGAGAGAGGCUAAAUUGGAAUUUUUGAAGCGAAAGAGGCUUCAACGAAUGAAGACAGAAUCUUUGAAUGAUCCCGCUUGUGUCAGCAAUAUGCUGAAUAGAAGUGGAGGAGAUGCCCUAAGAUCUCCUGCUUCAUGUGGUGUGAGAAUCCAGGUCAAUACUGAUUCAUAUCCAGGAUCUGGGGCUUCUUUUACUGGAAAAGAUGUUUUCUCGAAGCACAAGGUAGCAAAGUUUGACUCCUCCAAUCUGGACUGGAUUGAUAAAAUUCCAGAAUGUCCAGUUUACUAUCCAAAUAAAGAGGAGUUUGAGGAUCCUCUUGUUUAUCUCCAGAAGUUAGCUCCUGAAGCUUCUAAAUAUGGUAUAUGCAAAAUUGUUGCCCCUAUAACAGCUUCUGUUCCUGCUGGAAUUGUCUUGAUGAAAGAGAAGGCUGGCUUUAAAUUUUCUACUAGGGUACAGCCACUUCGCCUAGCUGAAUGGGACACAGACGACAAGGUCACCUUUUUCAUGAGUGGAAGGAACUAUUCAUUUCGAGAUUUCGAGAAAAUGGCGAACAAGGUAUUUUCUCGUCGAUAUUAUAGUGCUGGAUGCCUUCCUCCUACAUACUUGGAAAAAGAAUUUUGGCAUGAAAUAGCUUGUGGAAAGACUGAUAGUGUGGAAUAUGCCUGUGAUGUUGAUGGUAGUGCGUUUUCUACUUCUCCUAAUGAUCAGCUCGGAAAAAGCAAAUGGAAUUUGAAGGGUCUUUCUCGAUUGCCUAAAUCAGUAUUACGACUUCUUGAAAAAACGAUCCCGGGAGUUACUGAACCUAUGCUGUAUAUUGGAAUGCUAUUUAGUAUGUUCGCUUGGCACGUGGAAGACCACUACUUAUAUAGUAUCAAUUAUCAGCACUGCGGGGCUGCAAAAACGUGGUAUGGUAUUCCAGGUCAUGCAGCACUUGACUUCGAGAAGGUUGUCCGGGAGCAUGUUUAUACCAAUGAUAUCUUAUCAGCUGAGGGAGAGGAUGGAGCUUUUGAUGUGCUUUUGGGGAAGACAACAUUGUUUCCUCCUAAUAUUUUGUCAGAGCAUGGCGUACCUGUGUAUAAAGCUGUUCAAAAACCUGGGGAAUUCGUGGUAACUUUUCCUAGAGCGUAUCAUGCAGGAUUUAGUCAUGGUUUUAAUUGUGGUGAGGCCGUGAACUUUGCAACUGGCGAUUGGUUUCCUAUGGGUUCAAUUUCUAGCCGUCGCUAUGCUCUUCUUAACAGGGUGCCUUUACUUCCCCAUGAGGAACUUCUCUGCAAAGAAGCAAUGCUUCUGUAUACGAGUUUGGAACUGGAAGAUCCGGACUAUUCCUCUGUAGACUUGGUCACCCAUCAUAACAUCAAAGUUUCCUUUUUGAAUUUGAUGCGGUUUCAGCAUCGUGCUCGUUGGUGCCUCGCAAAAUUAAAAGCAUUUUCAGGCAUAACUUUGUUCACACAUGGUACCAUUCUUUGCAGCAUAUGCAAGCGUGAUUGUUAUGUAGCUUAUCUCAACUGCAACUGCUAUGCACAUGCAGUGUGCCUUCGCCAUGAUCCUAGGUCACUUGAUUUUCCUUGCGGCAGCAGUAGAACCCUUUGCUUAAGGGAAGAUAUAUUGGACAUGGAGGAUGCAGCUAGACAGUUUGAGCUGGAUAAGAUGGUUUUGCAUGAAGUUCAACAGCAAUCUAGAAAAAUCGAUGACUUUUCUCUUUUAAACAUGUUUCCACGAGCUGAGGAUGAUGGCUAUGUUCCAUAUUGUGAAAUCAAUUUCGAUUGGGGAGCAGUUGAACAGACAACUUAUGAGGAAACACCCAAUGCUUCUGCUCCUGUUGCGUCUGAUCUUGACUCCUCAAUGGAGCCACAAUAUAAUCUUUCCACUGGUGUUAAUGUACAGGGAAAUGCUAACUGUAACUUAGGGGAUAGUUCAUCAAUGAAGCUCCAUGGCGAUUUUUCUAGUUGUGGAAGUGAAAGAUCAGAGAUUUCAUCAAGUGCUAACAGUUUUAAAGUCCAUCAGGAAGUAGCUCAUGAGACGGAUUGUAGGACUGUUAUAGAUCAAGAUAGUGAUGAGUCUGAUACAGAAAUUUUCAGGGUGAAGAGGCGCCCCCGAGCAGAACAUAGAAGCGUACUUGAUUCAAUGUCUAUCAACAUUGAGAACCAGAGUUUUAAAAGAUUAAAGAAACAUCAAUCAGGACGGUUGGGGCCAUUAUCUUUGCCAGAGUGUUCUUCGGCUAAUGAUAUAGAUCAUAGAUCCCUUGCUGUUUCAAGCCAAUCUAAGGAAGCUUUGGACUUUCAUCCCAGAGACAAGUCAGUCAGAGGUGGUACAGUUUCUGUCUCCAUUAAGUUGAAGAAAGGGGAUGCUAACGAACAAGCAUUGAACAAGCAAGAUGAGCACAAGAGAGAUCACAGGUUCCAGUUUGAAUUGGGGCAGAGUAAGAGGGAACCACCCAGAAUAGAGAGUGGGUCGAAGCGUUUGAAAGUCAGAGGUGCUUCAGUUUUAGGGUUUGGAGGCAGGAUGGAUCGAAUAGAUAGCUAACUGAAAAAGUAAAGAGAAUCUUGGCUUGCUUGCCUCUGGAGGGUGGUGGCUUAUAGAACCUGACUUUGCUAACAGAUAUUCUCUAACAACACGAUAAAGAAAGCUAAGCAUUUUGGAGGGGGAGCAGCAUUGCAACUUUUUAACUCAAGCUUUAGAUUAAAGAGGUAUAUUCUUUGUGCAGGCCUCUAAAGUGAGGCAAGUAGCACACCGGUGAUUCAUAUUGUUCUCGAUCGAGGGUGCUUUUCUGUCUCUUUGGCAGGAGAACCUCUCUCCUUCCCUAUUCCACUGCAGAUAGUAGAUUUCAGAUUUCGGUUUAUUAGUGACAUUCUCUCAAUGUACAUUUGAUUUUUAACAAAUUGAUCCGAUUCUUGUGAGGUGCAAAUGGGUAUUCCCAGUAGCCCUCUGAUUUUAAUGUCAAGUCUGCUGCCUCCCUAGUUUAGGGUUCAUUAUUCUUUUGUAGCUACAGGUCUUUUUUUGGCUUGAGACUACAUCAAUAAAUACAGAAUUUUUUCCCUUGCAA
Molecule: messenger RNA, 3569 nt
Organism: Capsicum annuum
Lineage: Eukaryota; Viridiplantae; Streptophyta; Magnoliopsida; Solanales; Solanaceae
Product: lysine-specific demethylase JMJ706
Exons: 11
Coding region: 503-3049 (848 amino acids)
Biological process (GO): chromatin remodeling
Cellular component (GO): nucleus
Molecular function (GO): histone demethylase activity
Source: RefSeq, a predicted model, not a curated record